Eriocheir sinensis (Chinese mitten crab) is the source of this 560-nucleotide messenger RNA. RefSeq names its product chromosome transmission fidelity protein 8 homolog. Gene Ontology annotation, biological process: mitotic sister chromatid cohesion. NCBI's taxonomy places the organism in Eukaryota, Metazoa, Arthropoda, Malacostraca, Decapoda, Varunidae. The record is from RefSeq and is a predicted model, not a curated record. Bases 175 to 519 code for a protein of 114 amino acids. The transcript has 3 exons. Gene Ontology annotation, cellular component: Ctf18 RFC-like complex.
CGACAGUACUCAACAACACCGCUCACCUUGAAAUUGGCGGGCGGCGGGCGAUGUGUCUUGACUGUCUGAGAAAGGCCCCGAAGCAGAAGGACUUCUCGGGCUGGAAAUAUACGUCCUGCACCAAGGAAUCUAGUGAACUCCCAGAAUCCUUGGCCUAGUGGCUCUCAGGGGAGGAUGCAGAUACCAGUGAGGGUGAGUGGAGAGGGCUUGGGGGAGUGGAUGAUGGUGGAGCUGCAAGGAGUACUCAAGACUAGCUCUCAACUCACCAUGGGAGGGAAGCUGCUGGGGGAUCUCCACUUCAACAAACAGGGCAUCCCCAUCUUGAUGAUUGGUCACCACAUUCUGCAUGGCAGUGUGCAGGACUUGCCCAAGCCCUUGGCUGUUAUGAGGAAGGUGAAGGCUGACGACGAGGCUCAGGAGUCCCAUUAUUCUGUCACGGCCGUCAUGAAGAGGAAAGUGAUCUUUAAAAACAGACCCAAACCAAUUGUGAUGCCUGAGAAUGUGAAAACUGUUGUGUGAAGCCUAAGGUUAGUUGUUGUUAAUAAAGUAUUUGUAAUUUG